This is a messenger RNA of Ficedula albicollis (Collared flycatcher), 4110 nucleotides long. It is a transcript of the gene COP1, whose product is annotated as ring finger and WD repeat domain 2, E3 ubiquitin protein ligase. Bases 124 to 1896 code for a protein of 590 amino acids. The record is from RefSeq and is a predicted model, not a curated record. Gene Ontology annotation, biological process: proteasome-mediated ubiquitin-dependent protein catabolic process. The transcript has 20 exons. Gene Ontology annotation, molecular function: ubiquitin protein ligase activity; protein binding. NCBI's taxonomy places the organism in Eukaryota, Metazoa, Chordata, Aves, Passeriformes, Muscicapidae.
GGCUCCUCCGCGGCGCCGGGGGGCGGCGGCAGGAAGAGGCCGCUGCUCACCCCGCUCUGCAACGGGCUCAUUAACUCCUACGAGGACAAGAGCAACGACUUCGUGUGCCCCAUCUGUUUUGACAUGAUUGAAGAAGCCUAUAUGACGAAAUGUGGACACAGCUUCUGCUAUAAAUGUAUUCACCAGAGCCUGGAGGACAAUAACAGAUGUCCCAAAUGCAACUACGUUGUGGACAACAUAGAUCAUCUUUAUCCCAACUUCUUAGUUAAUGAAUUAAUUCUUAAACAGAAGCAAAGAUCUGAGGAGAAAAGACUCAAACUGGACCAUUCAGUGAGUAGCACCAAUGGCCACAGGUGGCAGAUAAUUCAAGAUUUGUUGGGAACUGAUCAAGACAAUCUUGACUUAGCCAAUGUCAACCUUAUGCUGGAGCUACUGGUGCAAAAGAAGAAGCAGCUGGAAGCAGAGUCUCAUGCUGCCCAAUUGCAGAUCCUUAUGGAAUUUCUUAAAGUUGCCCGGAGAAACAAACGAGAGCAAUUGGAGCAGAUCCAGAAGGAGCUAAGUGUUCUGGAAGAAGAUAUUAAACGAGUAGAGGAGAUGAGUGGCCUGUACUCCCCAGUCAGUGAGGACAGCACAGUGCCACAGUUUGAGGCUCCUUCACCUUCACACAGUAGUAUUAUUGACUCCACUGAGUAUAGCCAGCCUCCAGGCUUCAGCGGCAGUUCUCAGACCAAAAAGCAGCCGUGGUAUAACAGCACGCUCGCCUCACGACGCAAGCGCCUCACAGCUCAUUUUGAGGACCUAGAACAAUGCUAUUUUUCUACCAGGAUGACUCGUGUCUCGGAUGACAGCAGAACCACCAGCCAGCUGGAUGAGUUUCAGGAGUGUCUGUCCAAGUUCACGCGCUACAAUUCUGUCCGACCGCUGGCAACACUGUCCUACGCUAGUGACCUCUACAAUGGUUCCAGCAUAGUAUCCAGUAUUGAGUUCGACAGAGACUGUGACUACUUCGCCAUUGCUGGUGUGACAAAGAAGAUAAAAGUCUACGAGUAUGGUACAGUCAUUCAGGAUGCAGUGGAUAUUCACUACCCUGAGAAUGAAAUGACCUGUAAUUCCAAAAUCAGCUGUAUCAGCUGGAGUAGUUACCACAAGAACCUGCUAGCCAGCAGUGACUAUGAAGGCACCGUCAUCCUUUGGGAUGGAUUCACGGGACAGAGAUCCAAGGUCUACCAGGAGCAUGAGAAAAGGUGCUGGAGUGUGGACUUUAAUUUGAUGGACCCUAAGCUGUUGGCUUCAGGCUCUGAUGAUGCCAAAGUGAAACUGUGGUCUACCAACCUGGACAACUCAGUCGCAAGCAUUGAGGCCAAGGCUAACGUGUGUUGUGUCAAAUUCAGCCCAUCUUCUAGGUAUCACCUAGCUUUUGGCUGUGCAGAUCACUGUGUUCACUACUAUGACCUUCGCAACACUAAGCAGCCCAUCAUGGUGUUCAAAGGCCAUCGCAAGGCAGUCUCCUAUGCAAAAUUUGUGAGCGGGGAAGAAAUCGUCUCUGCGUCAACAGACAGUCAGCUGAAGCUGUGGAACGUAGGCAAGCCUCACUGCUUGCGCUCCUUCAAGGGUCACAUCAACGAGAAGAACUUCGUAGGGCUUGCGUCCAAUGGAGACUACAUUGCCUGUGGAAGUGAAAAUAAUUCCCUUUACUUAUACUAUAAGGGCCUCUCAAAGACACUGCUGACAUUCAAGUUUGAUACAGUCAAAAGUGUCCUGGACAAGGACCGGAAAGAGGAUGACACAAAUGAGUUUGUGAGCGCGGUGUGCUGGAGGGCACUUCCAGAUGGGGAGUCCAACGUGCUCAUUGCUGCUAACAGUCAGGGUACAAUUAAGGUACUGGAGCUGGUGUGAAGGAUUUUCUCUCAAGGCAUGAGGUACUUGGUCCUGCUGAUAUGCUACAGUAUUCAUCUGGGAACCACAGUGGGAUAAGAAACCAAAACCACCUUGAUGUUCCUCCCCAGAAUGAUCAUGUUUGGGUUUUUUUUCCAUUUAUGGACUUUCUAGGACAUUUUAAGACACUGGUAACACCAGUGAACUGUCUACCAUCAACAUUAACUCCACAGAUUUUGCUGGUGGUGGUGGUAUGGUUGUCUAAUUUUUAUUAUAGGAAAACAAAUUCUUUUAAAUAAAAACAAAAAGGAAUAAUAAAAUUUAUUGAGCCACAAGCUGAAGCUGGAAGAUUGUCUUGUUGCAUAAGAGAAGAGAUUUACUUGUGAAGGGAGCUUACAGGAGCACACAGGGCUGUCCUCAGUUGAACAUCUCUAGUUACUUUCAUCUGGACUCUUCUUCAUCCCCACUGGAAAAAGAAAGUCGCUAAGCCUUACCUGGACAUGCAAGCAAAUUCACUUUGAAAUCCCAUCAUUGUACAAUUCUGUUGUUCCUUUGAUUUAUUAAUUAUUUUUUAGAUGCAUUAUAUGUUGAGAAAUGUCACCAAGGUUGACACCACUGGAGACUGAAAUCCUCUAGUCAUCGAGAAGGACACCCUCCCCUUCCUCCUCUCCUUAGAUCCUUUCCUUGCCCCAGAAGGGCAUUUCCAAAGGAGAGGAUUAAGUUGUCCUCCUGUCCGUGUGGGCCACCUGCCACGGGCAGCAUGCUGAGAUGAGGGGCCCUUCAAUUCCUGGAACCUGGACUGACCUUGCCAAGACAUCGUGGGAUAAAGAUCUGCCUCCCUCUGACCUGGCUGUGCUUGACUAUCUCAGCUAGACAAGGAAGCAUCUAGAUCCAGUUACCAAAGCCCUGCACCACUCAAUCACCUGUGUGGUCUGGUUGUGUCUGCCCCUCUCUGCACUCCAUGAAGCCAAGCAUUUUGAAUGUUGUGAUAGGAGAGGGGAUGGAGUUGGUUUGUAACGUGUUUCAGAGCCAUGAUAUAAGUAGCCUUAUUUUUAAUGAUCAUGCAUACACUUAAUUGUAAAUAUGGAGGGGGAAUAAACCAUGAAGCUGAGAGUUUUUGUUGCUUUCUUGGCAGGAUAGCAGAGCAAAUAAGAAAGUGCAGAUGGUCGUCACGAGCAGCAGCCCGGCUAAACUGUCAGGAUUGCUGCCAGAACUCGUUAAGCUUGAAAGUGCAUUUGGUGGGAGUAGCAUCUUUUCCCUGCAAUGGAUGUCAAAGGUGCAAUGCAGAUAGUGAUACCUGUGGGAAGUGUUUUGAUUUGCAAACAGAAUCCCUCUCCAUUCAUUCACUGCAGGAUGUGUCUCCCUCACACCAUGGGGGCUGGGAUUGAUUCAGGGACUUUGCAUAGGUCUCAUGUCCUCCUGGUGUUAAAGGCCUGACUCUGAUCUUCCAGGAAGAUUGUGUGACCUUCUCACACCCUGUGGGCACAGAGCAGGGAAGAAGAGCAAGGAUGCUCUUGAGAGUGUUAAUAAAGAAGCAGGGAUUAAUCCUUGUGGCAGAACUGGGGGCAGGUCCUGUCCUGGUUCAGUGCUGGUGCAUAUUUCUAGGGGAUAAUCUAUGCUCCUUCAAAGGUAGAAGGAUGUGGGACACACCACUUUCUGGUCCAGUGGGGAGAAAAGUGAUACUGAGCUCCAGGGGAGGGGUGGAUGCAUGGCUCUCAGAUGCUGCAUGCUGGUUUUCUGCAUGAUUUCUGGUGUGUCAGUGGCAGAGAGAGUGAGGAGAGAAGAAGAGGAGAGAGAGCACACCAGCUUGUGUCCUGCUCAGGUGAGCUACGUGCAGGGUUUCUGUUGUAUGAGUAACCUGAGUCACUGUGGCAGAAGAAAACAAAAUUGGUUCCUUCUGCCUGAUGGCAGCUGUCUGACACAGCCCACUGAGCACUAGCUUGAUUUCCAUUUUGCUGCAUUUUAAGAGAAUUUGGUUUGGAGUGAGUGUGCUGAGCAUCCUUCCCAGCCAGCCCUCUCCAAAGGCAGGGCCAAUGUGAUGAUCCAUUGCCAUUGCUCCUCCUGCUUCCCCUGAUUUCAGGUGUGGGUUUCCCCUGGCCUCUGGCUUAUCAAUGUCUAUAAUUUAUUUUGCAAACUGCCCUGGCUGCUGUUGUACCCCAGCCCAGUGCCACACAGCUGCUGUUGGCAGGUGACCUCAUUCCUUUUCUCCCCUCCCUUGAAGAUCCUCUGUGGUUU